Molecule: messenger RNA, 7557 nt
Organism: Fusarium poae
Lineage: Eukaryota; Fungi; Ascomycota; Sordariomycetes; Hypocreales; Nectriaceae
Exons: 9
Coding region: 1-7557 (2518 amino acids)
Biological process (GO): double-strand break repair via homologous recombination
Cellular component (GO): chromosome; cytoplasm
Molecular function (GO): ATP binding; nucleic acid binding; 3'-5' DNA helicase activity
Source: RefSeq, a predicted model, not a curated record
AUGAUUAUUCCCAAGGUUUUAGGCCUUUCGGUCACCGUUUUUGUUGACAAAGACCCCGCUACCGAAUACACUUGUCUUCACCGGACAUCGAGAACUGCCGGUUCUGAACCAUGCAAGGGCAUUCCCACCGAACAAUGCUAUAUCGAGUCCAAGGCAGUCAGCACCUACUUCAUCCAAUACAGAAUAUCACCGACCUUUAAGCUUCCUGAAAACGCAAACCACUUAGCCUUUGACCUUUACGUUGAUGGAAAAUUCUUUGUUGGUAAAUCUGUGCACAGGGAUAGUUUGAAGGGCACGAACGACUAUAUCGGUAGUAUUUCCUAUCGUCUCACUACGGCAGAAAACGGUACAUCUUACUCCGAACGUCUGACCUUCCAGAACUUAUCAUCCAACGAGAAAGCUGAUUGCAAGACAACCGACCGCGACAUCAAGCGUUUACCUUUCGUGGGGGAGAUCCGGGUAGCGGUAUCGUUCGCGAAACAAACAGAGUCCAAGACAGGCCAUGAAAAUAGAAGGGUUAACGCAAACGAACCUUCACUCGUCUUCUCCCAAAAAGCUCGUGUCCGCAGCGAUCCUGCUGUCCGUCAUGGGACUCGCUGCAAGCGUAUCAGAAACGCCAGAACUCCCAAGGUGCGCAAUAUUAAACUCACGCCUCAAUGCUGCGCUGGAGACUAUCACUUCUACUAUCGACCUUAUGUAUGCCGUUAUGCAUAUGUCACCAAGGAGGUUGAAUCGCAUUUAAAGAAGCACCAUAAGAGCAUCAAAGCAGCAGUCAGAAGAGAGAUUACCCAGCAAGUCAGGGAUUUGCCCGGCAUGAUUGAUGACAGAAGAGGGUUGUUAACGUGGCCAACGCCACCGCCGACGACCGACCCGAUCCCAUAUAUCCACCCGCCGGUCCCCGAUAACUUAGGUUGUGGCGAGGAAGGGUGUUGGACCGUAGUUGGCACCCCGCGAGGCAUGCAGGAGCAUUACCGUAAGGAACACGGUUGGAGUAACCCGCGCGGGAGAGGCGGAAGUCAGCAAACGCGGAGGAUACAGGCCCAGCUGGUCCCAUGGCGCACCGGCGUCCAAAGCCAGCGGCUUUUCAGCAACGGGCCGGCCAGUAGUUGGUUCGAGGUCGGGUUUGGGGCGCCGGCCACCCAGACGGCCGGUGAGGCCGCCAUGAUGGAGCGGACGGUGCGUGCCAUGGAGCAGAAGCAAGAGCAGUUCGAGCGAGAGGAUAGAGAGUGCAUCAAAGCCGCCGACGCAAAGACAGAUGCGAACGCGUGGUUAGAGCGUGUAGGAUGGGCCGACCAUUUGCAGGGUUUAGAUCCGGAAGCCAUGAGACAGUUGACAGACCCGGUCGGCGAAGAAGAGCAUGUUUUACAGUUGAUCCAGGACAGUAUCAUGCGGGUCAUGUUGCAGGCACGGAUUACAGCCACGCCCAGCACGGUCGGCAGCCAGGCAUUAUUCGAAGUACAACGGAAGGAGGUAGACAAGAAGCCGCGGCGGCCAUUCGACAACCGAGUCGAAGAAGACACGUGGGCACGGUACACAGCAGUUUGGGUCAAGUUGAUAUGUUAUGUAUACCGUGCCGAGACCAUGGAGGACAACGAGAGGCCCGGGUUCCGAUUAACGAAACGACAGGGGGAUACGAUGGACGAGUUGACGGAGUUAAUAGAGGAGUAUGUUGAAGACCCCGAAGCCAAUCCAUUAGAUGAGGAGCGCGUGGACGAGUUGACGCUGCAGGUCGUUAUGGCAUUGUUGGAUCACAGGUUAACGGCAGGUGAAUACCGCAGUGGUAUUAUCAGUGGGUUGGCCGUGCUGGGCAUCCGCAAAGACGGUGGAUGGAUGGAUGUGAUGGAUUACACGCCCAUGUAUUCAGCCGUGAUCAAAGUAGCGCGGGCCAUGGUCGUGUAUCAGUCGUAUCGGGAGAGGAAGGAAGAGGUGGCCCGAUUACAGCAGGAGAAGGGUUUAGGUGAGGAAGAGGCCGAGGAGGAGGCGACCAGCAUGGUCCGGAUCGUGCGUGAGAAGGUGCAGAGGUUCAUGACGGUGACAUCGAAGGAGACAUACGCCGAGCCGACGCCGAUGGAUUGGAUAUACGAGGCACGCACGUACGGCAUGUAUAUUCGGUUCAACACGCCAGCAGGCGGAACCGUGGAUUGGGAUGGCGACCAUAUCACGUAUAGAAAGACACGGUUCCGGAUGGCCGCGUUGACCGAGAUGUUGCAUGCAUUGACGAGGGAGGCGAGGGAGCAUUUAGCGACGUUGACGAUGGUGGAAGACGUGGACCAGUUACCGCGAAUCCCGUGGAAGGAGGUGGAGGACGAUCACAGUGAGGACCGGAUGGGGUAUUCAUUUUUGACCGAUGAACGGAACCGCGAGUGGGUAAAGAGAGGUAAGAAUUGGGUGAUGAACCAGAUCACCGAUACACAACCGGACGGGCAGGGCCAGGCACGACGCAAGGUGUGGAUCGACAACGGCAGAAGGGACGGAAAGCCAUUCCAGGCCCGGGCGGUACAGUCAUAUGGCCAGACAUUCAACGGGUUCAUGGAACGAAUGUUCAUGUUGAUGUACAUGAUGAGCCAGCCAGCACGGAUACCCGAGAUGUCGGGCAUCCGGCACCAGAACACCAUGAAUGGAGGGGUCAGGAACAUAUUGGCGCACAACGGCAUGAUGUGCGUGGUCACGUUAUAUCACAAGGGAUUCCGGUUGACGGGUCAGGCCAAGGUGAUUCACCGGUAUUUACCGCAUGCCGUGGGAGAGUUAUUGGUGUGGUAUUUAUGGUUGGUUUUGCCAUUUUGGCAGCAGGUUCAGGGUAUCGUCAAAGAUGCCGGUAUCCGCAGCCCGUUCAUGUGGCCGGAUGAAGUGGUACGCAAGGCAGAAGGCAGUAUCGUAGAGGAGAGGGAGGCAAGACGAGCGGCAUUGGAGAGGCACAGUCAGAAUGGCGGCGGCAUGCAUGAAGAAGACGAUGAUAACAGCGGAGGUAGUACAGAGAACCCGCAUGACCCCGAUAACCCCGCGAACGCCGAUGAUAUUGGGUUCCAGAGCUGGGUGCAGGAGCGGAAGUGGACAUCAGACCGGGUCCGUCGAAUCAUCCAACGGCACAGCAGGCGAUUAUUAGGCGUGACGUUAGGUAUCAGUUCAUGGAGGCAGAUUGCGAUCGCCAUAGCCCGUCGGUAUUUGAACGGUGCAUUUAAAGAGUCGACAUUGGAUGGGGAGGAUGAAGAUGACGAUUUGGAUGACAACCCGGUGGAUUUGCAAGCCGGGCACGGAACGCACGUGGCGGGCAUGGUAUACGCACGCGAGUUGCAGCAGGGAUUGUUCAGCACGGCAUCGAUGCGGGACAAGUUCCGAGCCGUCAGCAGGCAGUGGCACCGUUUGUUCGAGUUCCAGGACAGCGAGGAGAGUGGGGCGUCGGCCGCAACCCGGCGAAAACGAGCCCCGUAUGACACGGAGCGUGAGUAUAAUCGGAUGCAGCGGUUCAGACGAUUGCAGCAGGUCGAUAUUGCCGGUCAGUUACGGCAGAUGAUGGGGCCGUCGGCGGCGUUCCGUGGUCAGCAGGAGACGGUGAUCCGGGCGAUCAUACGGGGCGAGAGUCCGAUUAUCCAGAUCGCAGGCACAGGUGAGGGCAAGAGUAUGUCGUUUUUAUUACCAGCAUAUUGUGCCAACGACAACGGCGGGACGGCAAUCGUGAUCGUGCCGUUGAUUUCAUUACGGGAUGAUUUACACGGUCGUUGUGAUAAGAGCAAAAUCGGGACAUAUAGUUGGAAGAGCCGCGAGGGACACCAGAUUGCCCCAAUUAUAUUCGUGACGCCCGAGUCAGCGGUGACGAAGGAGUUUGGCGAUUUCGUAAACCGAUUACAAGCACGGUUGGAUGAGUGCCACACAAUGUUGGACAGCACCGCCCGAUUUCGACCGCAGAUGAUGGAGUUGGGUCAGGUUUUGAACGAAUGGGGUGUGCAAAAGGUUUUUUUAACGGCCACAUUACCGCCCGGCGAGGUAGAGAGGUUUUGCGAGGUCGUCAAGUUGCCGGCAAGCCGUGUGAAGAUAUUCCGAUCGCCAACAUCGCGGCCGAAUAUUCGGUAUAGGGUAGUCGAAGCGCAGGCGACACCGCCACAGCCGAAACGACGUCAACAGCAGGGGGGAGGGGGGUAUAAAAAUCAGGAAGUCGGGCCGGAAGAGGAUGCAGAAGACAGGCAGGUUGUCAAGACGGUACGAGAUUGGUUAUAUCAACACAGUAACGGCCGAGUUAUCGUAUAUGCAAGCACGAUCGAACGGGUUGAGCGGUUGGGGGAAAGGUUGGAGUGCGAUGUAUAUCAUUCAAAAGUAGAUACAGCAGUCGGUAAGGAGCAACGAUUACGAAUGUGGAUCGAAGGUGGGCAUUUAAUUGUGGCGACAAAUGCGUUGGGGUUAGGCAUAGACGUGCCAGACGUUCGGUUGGUCAUACACGCCGGCAUGCCGAGUCGAUUACGGGAUUACGUGCAAGAGAGCGGACGGGCGGGAAGAGACGGUGAGCCGAGUGAAGCAAUUGUCGUGGUCGAGCGAGCACGGGCGACGAUAAGCAGCAGUUGGCCGCCGAAAGAGGCGGCGGUAGAGAGGUUUAUCAGCGGAAAGUGGUGUCGCCGUGUGGUAUUGGAUCAGAUGAUGGAUGGUCGAUUGGAUCGCGCGGGUUGCGACGACAAGGUGGAAGAGAUAUGCGAUAUAUGCCGGCGACAGAGAGAUCAGUUGAUGUUUGAAGCGGAUAUAUCGUGGGUUGAGAACGAGGACACAGGUAGUGGGAAAGGCAUGGAAAUGGCAGAUCAAUAUGGAGGACAGGUAACAGAAGGAGAGAUCCAGGCACGAUUUGAGCAGGCCGGGCGGAGCAUACGAUACGAGCAAUUCAAGGCGAGGCAAGACGAGAUACGCAUCCAUCAGGAGGUGGAGACAUUCGAGCAAGAGUUGGGACAUAUGGUCGGCCGGUGCAUAGGUUGUUUCAUGGCAACAGGCGUUAUAGAGGAAGAUCAAUUACACAGGAGAGAUGAGUGCCCGUUAUGGGACAAGAGAUGGUGGGAUGACAUGGCGCGAGCGGAAGAGAAGUGGCAGAAAAGCAUGUUUACAAAAGGGGUCAUGGCGGAUCAUUCCGGUUGUUUUUGGUGUGGCAUGCCGCAAGCGAUUUGCACACAUUGGGAGCCGUUGGACAACGAUCAAGGAAGAUUCAAGUUAAAGAAGGAUGGGCAUGCGUUUUUUGGGUUUAGGGCCGAAGACCGCGUAGAGCGCAGUGGCGGGAUGGGAUUGAAGCGAGGUCAGAUAGAGUUUGAAAUAGAGCGAGAAGAGAUACGGAGGCGGCGGUUCGAGCGAUUGCAUAGGGCCGAUAUGAGAGGGCAGUUAAAGCAGAUGAUGGGCGAGUCAGCCGAGUUUCGAGGGUUGCAGGAGGCCGUAAUCCGAACCGUGGUGCGCGGGGAUGGGCCGAUUGUGCAGAUAACGCCGACCGGAGGUGGCAAGAGUUUGACAUUCAUGUUGCCGGCGUUUUGCACGCCGGACGGCAUGACAAUUGUGGUGACGCCGUUAGUGGCAUUAGAGAACGACAUGGAGGAGCGGUGCAGAAAGAUGGGGAUUGACGGAUAUGUGUGGAAGAGCCGGGGAGUGCAACGGGGUGCAUCAUUGGUGUUCGUGACGCCGGAAUCGGCCGUGACGAAAGGGUUCCGAUCAUUCGUGGAGAGAAUGCAUGGGCAGGAAAAGUUAGACCGGGUCAUGGUGGAUGAGUGUCACACGGCAUUGGAGUGGACGAAAACAUUCCGGCCGCGGAUUGGGCAGUUGGGGUCAGCAUUACAGGAGUUCGGGUUACAGGUCAUUUGUUUAACGGCGACAUUGAAGAGGACAGAAGAGCGGUUGUUAUAUGCACAGUUAGGGUUUGAAGCCGAACGCGUGCGUUUAUUCCGAGAACGAACGACACGGCGGAAUAUUGAGUACCGGGUGGAGAUCAUUGAGGAUAGGGAGGGGGGAAGGAGUAGGCCGCCGCAGUGGUGGUCAGCGAUCGGCGCAGGAAGGGGCAAGACGAUGGAAGCAGAAUGGAUCAGCAGCAAAAGAACAACAAAGACGUGGACAGAAGUAAAUCACAAUGAGGGAAAAGUGGUUAUAUAUGGAGGCACAAUCGAGAGGGUGAAGAAGAUCGCAGCAUCAUUAGAUUGUGUUGGGUAUUGGAACAAGGCGGGAAGUGCGGAGGAUAAAGCAAGAUGGAUGGAGGAGUGGAGAACAAGUGUUGGGGGAAAGUCCGGUUGGAUCGUCGCGACAAACGCAUUGGGAUUAGGGGUUGAUGUGCCGGACGUCAGGUUAGUAGUUCAUGCGGGAAUGCCGCGCAGAUUACGAGAUUUUGUCCAGGAAAGCGGUCGAGGGGGGCGGGAUGGAAAGAGGAGCGAGUCCGUUGUCGUAGUGCAGAGUUCAUGGAUGAAAGAACAGCAGGAGAUUUGGACAAAGAGGAGAGAGGAGAGAGAUCGAGGCGGGGACAAUGGUGUCAGUGAGGAGGGUGCGGUCAGCAAGCAGGCGUAUGAGUGGGAGGAAGACGUUGUGGAGUUUGUAGAAGGCAAGGAGUGCCGGCGUGAGGUUUUAGACCGCGAGAUGGAUGGGUUUAUGGGACGGGUAGGGUGUGAAGUAGGUGAAGAAGAGCGUUGCGAUGUGUGUAGGGAGCGUGCAUUGCGGAUGGAAGCACAAGUAUCAAGGAGAGGUACAUCAUGGGUCAGCAUACAGAGUGAAGAGGAAGAGGAGUUGGCGAGGGCAGCAGCAGCAGUUGAGGCAGAUUAUGAGAGGAGCAAAAGGUCAAUUCAGUGGGCAGAGAUGGAGCAGGUAGCACGGGUAAUGAAGGAAGCAGAGGACGCGGCAGAUUUCGAGGCGGAGUUAGACGAUUGGAGCGGGCGUUGCAUUCUCAACAUGAACAACCAACGGCCUGUAUUUACUAUUGCUGAGGAUGCUACUGCUAUCCAAGCAAGAGCUCAGCAAGUAAACCCUUUUGUGCUUCAACCUUUGCAGCAAAAUACGAUUCAUACGCUUCAAAAUCGGCUUCCAAUUAACUACUCUCGUGAAGGCUAUAACCUGUAUCCUGUUCAGCAAUGGCGAGAUGCGCAUACUAAUGCAAAUGGCCCUCAAAAUCUUCGUCAGCUGUAUGCUCAAGACCCUUCAGCUCGCCAAUGGGUGGCUCAGAUAAGUCACAUUCCUCAAGGUCAACCGGCUCAAGCAACUGUACAGCCUUGGGGCUAUGAGGUAUCAGGAAAUUGGCAUCUCGGAUACAUGAAAAACAUGUAUCAAGGUCAACAGCAACGCCCGGCUGCUGCACAGUUACCGACGUGGUCAUACAACGGGCUGCAGCAAAUGGAUGCUAACUACUACAAUACCAAUUUUGCAGUCAGUGGCUAUCAAUGGCCUACAGCUACAAUUGGUAUGAAUCAUUUUGAGCCCCGGCUUCAAGGUAUACAGCAGUCAGGGCUUCAUAUUUCGAAUAUAUCUCGCAACGGCUAUGCGGAUUGGACUUGGCAAGGAAGAGGUGUUGCAGGUACGGUCCCGGUGACAAAUUGGCAGCCACGGCCGAAUCAAUCAAACUCUUGA